Molecule: messenger RNA, 1344 nt
Organism: Echinostoma caproni
Lineage: Eukaryota; Metazoa; Platyhelminthes; Trematoda; Plagiorchiida; Echinostomatidae
Source: the annotation of a GenBank genome assembly
GUUGCUUGUUCCGGACCGUUUCCCGCUCCGCCACAACUGGCCGGCCAAAUUGAAAUGCCACGCCUCAUUACCCAGGGCACAAAGUUCGAAGGUUGCAUCAUCCUGUUCAUGCUGCUCUACUUCUUUUCCAUGGCCAGUUCCAUCUGGUGGGUUGUACUGACCAUCACCUGGUACCUGGCCGCGAAAUGUCACUGGGCGCACGAGGCGAUCUCGCGAAAUGCGCAGUACUUGCAUUUUGCCGCCUGGGCUAUCCCGGCCGCGAAAACAAUCGGGAUUUUGGCAUUCGGUAAAGUGGAUGGGGAUCCGUUGUCCGGCGUGUGUUUCACCGGUCUGACCGAUCCAGUGAUUCUACGCAUUUUUCUGAUCGCUCCACUCUGUCUCUACUUGGUGAUUGGCACGGGAUUCCUGUUUGCCGGUUUCGUGUCCCUGUUCAAAAUUCGUACCAUCAUCAAAACGGGUGGUUCGAAAACAGACGAUUUAGAAAAAUUGAUCAUGCGUAUCGGUGUGUUCAGUUUGCUCUAUAUUGUUCCGGCCAUAGUUGUGAUUGCUUGCUAUCUGCACGAGUCUCGAAUGGCCGAGAAGUGGAUGCUCACUUGGUACACAACCGAGGUUUGUCGCAAAGUCGAUCCGUAUCAGAUGACCGAUUCGAUUUGCCCCGGACAUUUCCGACGCUUGGUCGAUGCCAGCAGUCCGGAUGUGGUCCCGCAUCCGAGCACGGUGAAUGGGGGUUCCGUCGCAGACGCACAGGCACGGGCUGAGACCAUUUUGGCCCGGUGGUCUGCUUUGGAAAAACCGGAAUUUGAAUUAUUCAUGAUCAAGUAUCUGAUGACUCUAAUCGUGGGCAUAACCAGUGGGAUUUGGAUUUGGAGUGGAAAAACUCUCCUGUCGUGGCAACGGUUUUUCGCACGAUUAUGUCGACGUCGUACCUGUUGCGGUCAGAAACGAGACGAUGUGCAAAUUGGUCCGCCCGCGAUCGACAGUCGACGACAUGCGCACUCAACUCUGAACCCGAAUGUGUCGACCAAUCCCGGUGCGGUUCCUUUGCUACAACGCAGUAUGCCCUCCGGUGGUACACAUGUUGGUCAGACGUUUGUAUUCAGUCAAGAUUCGGUCCCAGUAGGUGGUGGAUGGGCUUCACGGGGAGCACCUUCAGGUGCCACCGCUCCACCCGAUGGUACGGGCACGGCCACGAGUUUCGCUCCGGGCUGGAUUGGACCGGGUAAACCGGUACCAAGUGCCACGGGAACAGGUCCUGGUCAGCCCGGAUUGAUGAAUCCAAAUAUGGGUUUGGGAUCAUCAAACAAUCAGUCCGGGGCACCGAAUACCGGUCUCGGUCUGGUCUGA